Messenger RNA from Lentinula edodes (shiitake mushroom), 1370 nucleotides. RefSeq lists its product as uncharacterized. The record is from RefSeq and is a predicted model, not a curated record. The transcript has 4 exons. Bases 202 to 981 code for a protein of 259 amino acids. Lineage: Eukaryota; Fungi; Basidiomycota; Agaricomycetes; Agaricales; Omphalotaceae.
UGGGACUGAUCAGAAAGUGGUUGAAUGUUUUCUGCUUUACCGAAUGCCCGAUGUCGCUUGUCUGUUGGAAGACCUUGUUGGCCUACAAACAACAUGCAAAUCCUUUAGACGGUCACAAUUUUUCUGCCUCUCCUUAUCCUCUCUUUUUUUCCUGUUUUUUACCCUCACAUAAUCUGGUCCAAACCUUCCUUGACUUAAAGGAUGGACCCUCCAGAUUCCCUCGAGAAAAUCUUCCAACGUGUAGAGGAGGAAAGCCAAAGGAGAGCCGAGGUUGAAAAUGGCGUGCUGGCAGUCUCAGAGGACAAAAAUAUCGCGGAAGAAAUAGCCAAACCUCUACCCAUAGACGUGCAAAGACUUUCCUCGCUGAAGUCACGACGGCGCGGAAGCGUGUCUAUCACGCGCUUUGGUCAGUUGGCAGAUGACACUUCUCCAAAAGACCCUCCCGCGAAUUCUCCCCCUACAACCCCUACGACCAUCAUAACCGCUUUGGCUGCGCAGUCUCCUUUUUACCAAUCUCAAAUUUUGAACAAUAGCCAUGAGUCUAUAGGCUCGCAUGCUUCUGACAACGAGGGGUUCCAUGCGGAGGAUGACAAUCACGUCACCCAGGUGCACAGAAUCGCUGCUCGCCAGACUCUGUCCCGUGCAGUUGGAUCUUUUCUCCCUCGUCGCUUGUCGCGCGCGCGGUCUCGACCCGUAAUCGAGGACAGUGACGGGACCUUGGUUAUUGGUGUCUCUGUGCAGGCUGCAACUGCGACUGUAGAAGAAUCCUCCCCAGCUGAGUCACAUCUUCCGUCUACAACGGUCACGGUUGGCGCCUCUCUGGCCCCCAAGCUCCACUCCAAAGAAUCCAUGUCCAGCCUCAAAAGCACCUCGUCCAACAGUAAUUGGGCCUCCAACAAUACCUGGGUUGCCAAAGCCAAGGAUUUCACAAAGAAAUUACGUCGAAAAAGUGGGCAGCCUCUUACGCAAUCAACUACUUGAGAUUCACAACUCCAGGCUUAUAACCGCUUGCAUUUCGAUCUUCUUGUACAUUCUCUUCGUGUUUCUCUUCGCUUUGCUCAUUACCUGCUCGCUCGCCUGAGUCGUCGUUGCUUUGGGUUCUCGUCGUCGUAAAUCUACACAUUGCUGCUAUUCAUUCCUCUUGCCAUCCACUACGCAUACAGAAUACAUUACUACAUUCAUUGGAAAUCAUCACAAUAUCGCACCAACAAGUUAAUCGUGAUCUUGAAGCUUUGAGUUUCAGUGAUAGUUCGUUCUGCGGCAACAAAUACCGAGAUGAUUGGACGGAGAAUCGAUGGUCUUUACUUUCGGUAUCAACACCAUGGACAACUCCAUUGAAGUACGAAAAUGAAGAAAAUGAACCUGUACAA